This is a messenger RNA of Diceros bicornis minor, 790 nucleotides long. It is a transcript of the gene LIAT1, whose product is annotated as ligand of ATE1. Gene Ontology annotation, biological process: protein arginylation. Lineage: Eukaryota; Metazoa; Chordata; Mammalia; Perissodactyla; Rhinocerotidae. The transcript has 2 exons. The record is from RefSeq and is a predicted model, not a curated record. Bases 9 to 677 code for a protein of 222 amino acids.
GCGGGCGGAUGGACCGCCACGGUGAGCCGGGGGCGUCGGGAUACGGCGAGGAGGACGAGGAUGAGGAGGGGCGAGAGGGCGGCACUGCGGGCUCGAAGGGGUCCAGACUGCCCCCAAUUGCGGGCAGCACCUCAGAACCGACCAAACGGAAGGUGAAGAAGAAAAAGAAGAAGAAAAAGACCAAGGGGUCGGGCAAAGGGCACGCAGAUAAACAUCAGAGUCGAGGCCUGAAGAAUCAGCAGCUGUCGUCAUCCUUUCACGGCAUCAUAAGUCCCAGCAAAGAUCACGGCCCGAGGCAAGAGCACAGACAGGACAAAGAUGACAACAAGCUCAUCCCUUCUUACUCCUCCAAUGUGAGUCUCCCCCACUUUGCCAAAAUAGAAGAGAACCUCUCCAACCAGAUCAACGAGAGUCUGCGUUGGGAUGGAAUUCUGGCUGACCCAGAGGCAGAGAAAGAAAGGAUUCGCAUAUACAAGCUUAACCGCAGGAAGCGGUACCAGAUUUUGGCCCUCAAGGGCUUCUGCUCUGACCGCUGUGCUGAGGAGACCCCUGAGAACCUACCUUACCUCUCAGAGAAAGACAGCAGCACCAACAGCAGGCCGCCCUCGUUAAAAGCCAACAGCCCCAAUCCCUGCUUUGAAGGAAGCCUUGUUCCAAAGCCCCUGCACUCUGAUUAGCUAUGACUCUGCCCGGGUGAAAAUCCACCCCUGACACUGGCGAGCUUAUCACUUAUCCUUACCACAAGUUUAUGUGUUAAAAAGAAGAAGAAUAAACGGAAAUCAGACCUACA